Molecule: messenger RNA, 4318 nt
Organism: Panthera uncia (snow leopard)
Lineage: Eukaryota; Metazoa; Chordata; Mammalia; Carnivora; Felidae
Gene: RNF149
Product: ring finger protein 149
Exons: 10
Coding region: 383-1582 (399 amino acids)
Source: RefSeq, a predicted model, not a curated record
UUACACAAGCUCGGCGUCUGGCCACCGGGCCCCCAGUGGCGCAAGCCGGCGAGUGGGUUGCCAGCACCCGUCCCGGCGUCACUGGACCGCCUAACCGCCAGAACCAGACAAGCUCAAGGCACUGAGAGGGUCUGACUCAAGCCAGCACGCGCUGCUCCGGGAUCCCCGGCGGGGAGGGGCCAGGAAAAGCCCCGCCCCACGCCCCGUUCCGCCAGGUGCGCGUGCGCCGCGGCCCCGCCCGCCCCCCGGCCUGGUUCUGCGCUGCUCGGCGGAGAGCGUCUUUUCCUCGCUCUCUGGCGGCUCGCACGCGCCCUCCUUCCCGACCUCGGGAGUCGCGCAGCUCCCGGCCCGGUCUCCUCCCCGACUGCCUGGCUGCGGGGCCAUGGCGUGGCGGCGGCGGCCCGAGGCCGGCGUCGGGGUCCGCAGCGCGCUGGCGCUGCUGGCGCUGGCUGUGUGCGCGCCCGGGGCCCGUGGGCGGGCGUUCGAGUGGUAUUCGGCCGUGGUGAGCACCGAGUACGUCGACCCGUACACGAACCGCACCGUAUGGAGCGUCUCGGAGAGCGGCCGCUUCGGCGACAGCUCGCCCAAGGAGGGCGCGCAGGGCCUGGUGGGCGUCCCGCGCGCGGCGGAUCGCGACCCCGAGGGCUGCGCGCCAGAUACCCGCUUCCUCGUGCCCGCGCCCGGCGGCCGUGGAGCCGCGCCCUGGGUCGCCCUGGUGGCGCGCGGUGGCUGCACCUUCAAGGACAAGGUGCUGGUGGCUGCACGGAGGAACGCCUCGGCCGUGGUCCUCUACAACGAGGAGAGCCACGGGAACCUCACCGUGCCCAUGUCCCACGCGGGAACAGGAAAUAUAGUGGUCAUUAUGGUUAGCUACCCAAAAGGAAGAGAAAUUUUGGAUCUGGUGCAGAAAGGCAUUGCAGUCAAAAUGACCAUAGGAGUUGGCACCCGUCAUGUGCAGGAGUUCAUCAGUGGUCAGUCUGUGGUAUUUGUGGCCAUUGCCUUUAUCACCAUGAUGAUUAUCUCGUUAGCCUGGCUGAUAUUUUACUAUAUACAGCGUUUCCUAUACACUGGCUCACAGUUUGGAAGUCAGAGUCAUAGAAAAGAAGCUAAGAAAAUUAUUGGCCAGCUUCCACUUCAUACUGUAAAGCAUGGAGAAAAGGGAGUCGACGUUGAUGCAGAAAACUGUGCGGUGUGUAUUGAGAAUUUUAAAGUGAAGGAUGUUAUCAGAAUUCUGCCAUGCAAGCAUAUUUUUCAUAGAAUAUGCAUUGACCCAUGGCUUUUGGAUCACCGCACGUGUCCAAUGUGUAAACUUGAUGUCAUCAAAGCCCUGGGAUAUUGGGGAGAGGUGGAGGAUGUGCAGGAGAUGCCCGCUCCAGAAUCUACCCCUGGGAGUGUUUUGGCUGCAAAUUUGAGUAUUACUCUACAAGAGGAGGACAGAAGUGACGGGAACAAUUUACCGUCCUCUUCCACUAGUGAGUCUGCACUGCAGUGUGAUGCCGGCUUUAAAGAAGAUGCAGGUGAAGACACAGCCUUACUAGAAAUGGGCAGGAGCGACCUUGAACAUGGAAGGCCCAUCUCCUAGCACACAUCCUGGUGACCGCGUCAUGGACAGAGCAUUGACUUCAAUUAAAGGACUUUUUUUUUUUUUACUUCAGCACAUAGUUUGUAUAUUUGAAAAUAAUGUACAUUCUUUUACCUUUCAGGUUCUGAUUUGAUACACAAAGGGCUAAGAUAUUUUAUUCUUAAAGAGAUGUUUUGAUUAGUCUUAAUAUAUUUAUCUACUAAAAUAUAUCAUUUACGAUAAACAGUAUGUUGUUUUGGACUAUUACAGAGGAGACCACUAGGAAGGCCCUUUAAAGGGGGUAGCAGGGGGAGGUUUUUCUGAAUACUACUAGACUAGCUACCACGGUACUAUACAAAUGGGAUUUUGUUUCUCAAGGAUGGCUUUAGACUGAGCAACUGAAUUUAGACUAGUGGGAAGUGGAAUUGUAUAAUUCACUUCAGUUAUUGAUCACGAGUUUUCCUUGGAGGAAAGGCUUUUCUAGAACAUUAAACUUAUAAAUGAGAUCUGAGAAAUCUACAGCUUUCUCAAACCUCCGUGUUAUUAUAUAGACUUUGAAACCUACGAACACCUUUUCAUUGUUCUCUCUUUGGAAUUAUAGGAAAAGCGUUAGAUGACUUUAGGAUUUGCAUUUUCCCUUUUUAAUCCCUAAUUGCUUGUGAUACCUUAAAGGAGAGGGAAAUGUGUCCAUUUUUUCUACGAAUGAAAAGCUAAGAUCCUUCAUCACACAUGAGCAGUAAGUUCUUCAUUGCCUUAAGAAAAUCGAGCAGGCAGAGUUUUUUGUAAAUGAUGACUGUAUUAGUUCCAACUACAAUUUAAUCUUUACAAUUAAAAGGAUGGAGAACUUUGUUUCUGUUACAAAGUAAGCAGUUUUCUUGAUUGAUUUAAAGAUCAUGAUCUUGUGUAAUCAUCUAUCCUUUUUAAUCUUGGCUGUUCUCACUUGUAGGUUGAAAGCGGCAGGUGAAUGUAAAGCUUUUGGAGACUGCACUCUUAAAUUUUAUAAAAUUAUUAAGUAAAAACACACACUUUCUGCUCUCCUCUCCCUUCUUGGAGGUGGAAGUUGAGGAGGAUGAGGGAGAGUUAUUUUUUUAAAACUUGAAACUGUUGUCCUUUGUUGCUUCUAAGCUAGUUGUGUGUAUCUUUAUUUUGUGAGUAAAAAUAAAGGUCUGUUUGGAGUUUUAAAAAAUGUAAGGAAUUCAUUCUUAACAGCUGCAUCUAAGUUUUGUAUGGCUCUGUUUUCUUUUUUUUCCUUCAAACUAUUUGUUGCCUUUGGAUUUUAGCCACUCAUAGUGAAACAUUUGGUGAGUAAACAGUUUUGCUGGUGUAAAUUCUGUGGCCAGAUUCAACUUGAGGAGCUACUGAAGUAGAAAAGUUGACUGACUUUGAGCUCUCACUGACAGCCUCAAAGUAGGUUUCCAUAAUAGCCAUUAUCUUUGUGGUUCAUUGCCAAUAGGAAAGUAUGUCCUUGAUUCUGUACGAAGUAGGUUUUUUGCUGUUUGUAUUUUAAGAUACAUACUUGGGAGACAUGCUUUAAUUAAUAAUUCUUUCCAGUAUCCAAUGAAGCAGACUUUUAAAAAGAAUACCAUGACAGAUCAAGCUAAAUUGUUUGAUAAUUACAGAAGUAUGAUUUCUUCAUUAGCAGCUAUCAGAUACAGCUUUCCAUAAUUCAAACGUUUGAACACUAAACUGCAAAUUCAGGAGAUGGGAAGAACUGUAGUGGUCUGGUCUCAUCUGCAGAAACAUGUCUUUAAAAAUAAUUUUUUUUGUUUAUUUUUGAGAGAGAGGCAGAGCAUGAAUGGGGGAGGGGCAGAGAGAGGGAGACACAGAAUCUGAAGCAGGUUCAAGGCUCUGAGCUAUCAGCAGCUCAAACCCACAGAGCAGUGAGAUUCUGACCUGAGCCAAAGUCACUUAACCGACUGAGCCACUCAGGCACCCCUGGAAACAUGUCUUUAAUACCAGAGAAAGGAAUUACCAAGAAAAAAUAGAGAACUGCAACACUUUGAAAGCUUCCUUUUAUAGGCUUUUUUUUAGAUAUAAAUAUGAUAGAAAAGGGUCAAAUAUUAGCAGAAUGUUUGCUGAGACAUGAAAUUGAUAAAAUGCUACUCGGAAUAUGGGAAUGUAAUCAAGAAAGGGUAAACCAGAGAGAUUUGGUUUAAGGUUAGUCAUAUUAUUUAUGGCAGUAAUCAUGUUCCCUCUAACAAUUGUCAUAAAAGCCAUUUGUUCACAAAUACUGUAGAAACAGUUUUUUGUUUUUUUUUUUUAACUUUGAAAGUCCCAGGCAGCAUGUGAAAGAAGCAGUUUGACCAUGAACGUGAAGCACUGUUGUCAGCCGCCUGCCCAGGUGCUACCUCUGGGUUUCCCGCUAGAACACCACAAAGGGCAGGAGGAGAUGUGCAAAAACAGGGCACCUUGGACAGAUACCCUUAAAAUGCUAAAGUGCUGCCCUUCAAAAUAUUAUUUAAAAUAAGCACGUGAGCCAUCGCUUUCCAUGAGAAUCAUUACAAGAUACAUUAAGUAGUGGUACACACCACUUAAAAUUGUGGGAAAGUGUGUACUCUGUAAGAAAGGUGAUUUGAAGAUACUACAACUAGAAACCGGAACUAGAAAACCCAGAGAAUUCAAGAUACAUUGUUUUUAACAUGGCAGUCAAUUGAACUACACUUAAAAGUUGAUUACAGUUACUGAAUCCCAGGACUAUAGUUGAUUUCAGGUGUUUCUCCAGUGUCCAAGGUCUUCAACAAUCGGAAAAGGCCAGCA